GAAUCUCUAUCAUAUAGGUUUUGCCAUAUGAUGCUCAGUUGCUGAUGUCCUCUCUCACCUACUGGGUGAAGGAAGCGGAGUGUGUGUUCUAUUCCUUCGAAAAAGAAUGCCUCAAAUUCACCUUUUCUACAAGAAAGACCUUCCAGAAGAUGUGGCCCCGUGCACACACACUUGCAGGCAUGAGACGGUUUUGGUUCGAACUGUGAUCGGAAUAAUUGCAAAACAAUGUACCAAGUCUUGGGUGCAAAAGAACUAGAUAAACCUAUCGCUAAUGAAGUUUGCCCGUAGCUCCCGUGUAUUCAGUGUGUAUCGCCAUUAAUUAUACAGGCUGCGUGAGAAUAAGGAGCAAAGGAUUAAGGGGAGUUGUAACAGCUAGUAAUAGCAGCUCUUUGUGAAAUUAAUUAGGGAAAUUGGAGAAGAGUGCCAUCUCAAACUCAUGGAGGAAAAUGUAGCUUUGCGAAAAAAGACUUUUUUAAAUGUUAAUUAAACUAAAUUAUGUAUCCACCACAAAUCAUUAUUCGGAAUUCUCGUUUAUCAUAUGUAGGUACUUAUAAAUUAAUUAGAAAACUUUUUUUUUAUGUCCAUUAAAAAUUUCAAUAAGAAACCAUCUAAAUCUAUAAAGCAUCACAAAUCAAGAUGCUCGUGUCUGGUGUGACGCUUUAAUGUUCGCUGUCGUUAAUCUUUUUGACCAGAUUUCAUGUCCUCAGGCUCGUUUGUUCGUUCCCUCGUCGCCACAAGAGUCGUGUCGUACGCGACUUGCAUUGUUUAUGUUCGCCUUCGACAAAAAUAUUUUACCAUCGUACGAAAGGAUACUCUUUCUGUGUGGCAACUGUUCAGAAUUCAUUUGCAGCUUUCCUCAAGCUUAGCCAAAAAUUUCAGCAAACACUCAGCAAGUUCCAUCCAUUUUAGUGCUGCUACUGCCACUAUCAAUCUCAUCUCAUCUUGUCUCCCUGCGAGGGGGAAAAAGCUACAGGCACCAAAAUCUGUCGUAUCCCCUCCGUCGACCAAAAGAGAAUGAAUGGGUGGAAGGGAGGGGGUUCUGAGUUUUUAUUAUUUUAAGAUGAACCACAACUCAAGAUGCGAAUGAGCGGGAAAAGCUUACAACAUCCAACAGCAACGUGUAACCAUAAAGCACCGUUGGCAUCAUAAAAUUUAAUGCAAAUGGUACUGCUGCUGCUGCUGCUGCUGCCAACCAUAUCUCCAUCGCCCUCCCCUAUUGCAGAAGGAAAUUAAGAAGUUGUUCCAGCUAAACUACGGUGACGAUGGUGCCAAAGAACCAUAGCGAGUUGAGAUCCUUCGUUGCUGCAGUUCGGCACAGCCGAGUGGAACGGUCGGUCGGUUUGCCCGAAAUUGGUCAUUAAAGUGUUGUCAAGAUGUUGUUUGAUUUACAGCUCUCGACCUUCUCCCUAUCUCUCCCUUCCUCUACUCUCGGACGUAGUUUAUCCUUUUUCCAUUGGGCAAACUGGACCAAGAUGAGCUCCAGAGAUAAUUGAUGCACACCCGUGUUGGUUCGGCCGCGCUAGGCAGCAUCCGACAACCGGAAAUGCUGUCAACAAUGUGGAAAAUUCUGUGGUUUACAAGAUGGAAGCGUAGCCGUCGAGGAGAGCAUCGUGCCAUUUUGGGUGAUAUAUCAAUGAAUUCGCUCAUGAAUAAAUUUGCUGUGCGGUCAACCGUAAUGUAAUUUGAAUGCUGGUUGGACUCUUUUUUUGGGGUUCAUGAUUUGGAGUGCUUUGGAAUAAAUGAUGGACGGCGAUGAUGGUGAAAUGGUGCAAUAAUUAAAGAGUAGCAUAGAAGGUGUGACAUGUGUAUUGAAAAUAUUCAAGAGAAAGAAAGACUUAAGAAUUCUUGGGAAGCAUUGAGGAAUUGAUUGCGAAAUUAUAAAACGCUGCAAUGGGUAACGUAACAAAUUUAAUUAUUUAUUUAUAAACUACAGAUACAACUCAUUUAUUUGAAUAUUAAUUUUGACUACUACGAUGAUUCAAAUAACUUUUUAAAAAAUCGUAAUUCAGUCGAUACAAAUCGAAGCAACUCAUUUUGAGUUUUGACUUCUAAGCAUGAUUGCCUCCAAAUCUAAAACAUCCGAUCGCCUAACAGCAGAAAAGCUGCACCGAAUCAUCAAAAACAUACGCAAUGCGUCCAGCAUUCUCAGCUCAUCGGAAGACACUGACUUUGGAGGAUGUGAUCAAAAGUUGGAUGCCAAUAAUGAAUGCUGCACUCUGAACGUAUCACAGUUAAAAAUUUCCCACCGAAAGCUGACAGUGGACGAGAUUGAUAAAAUAAUGAAAAAUCUUUCAACCACACCGACACCUUCCGGUGAACCCGACCGGCCAUCCACUGUGGGCAGUGAAAUGCAACAAGUGAAGCAGGAAGCUCCAUCUGUUUCGGAGAUCCAAUAUGUUGAAUCGGAAAUUUCUUUUACCAGCUACGACCCAUCGGCCGAUACACAUUCAGCACUCGAACUCCCCGCUGACGUGGAGGACAAUUUAGCAUAUUCCAACGAAUCGCUUCUGUCCUUCAGCGACAACGAUGACGAUCAAUCCGACCGUACGAACGUUCGAUUGCAUUUCUCCCCCGGGUCGGCAGCAAGCUGGACGAAUCCGUCGACAUUAUUCGCUUUCCGAACGAUUGAACAAACUGUGUCGGAAGAGUACGAAAGUUAUGGCGAAACUUCGAGUUCCGUCGUCGAUAGGCCAAUUAUGCAAGUUAAAGUGCGCCCGCUCCCUGCAUCGCAUGCCAUCCGCACCGGAUGCCUUCGCGUGCAACCAUCUGACGACGAGCGGCCGAUGAUUGAUUUUCGACAAAUUGAGCGUAACACAAAAGCGGCGACAUGGAAGCAUCGGGACAAAAUUGGUAAAAGCUCCAGGCACCAAGGAAACUUUGUUGCGUUAAAGUGUGCAACUUUAAAGCCACAAACUGCAGGGGGAUGAUUUUAAAUGGGAAAAAGUUUCCUUGCGACAUUGUUAAUGAAAAUUAUUGGAUAAAAUGGAUAAAAUGAUAUUGCUUGUAAUUUAAUACAAUUUUUUAUAUGAUUUAAGACUUCAAA
This is a messenger RNA of Anopheles funestus (African malaria mosquito), 3043 nucleotides long. RefSeq lists its product as uncharacterized. The transcript has 2 exons. NCBI's taxonomy places the organism in Eukaryota, Metazoa, Arthropoda, Insecta, Diptera, Culicidae. The record is from RefSeq and is a predicted model, not a curated record. The coding region runs from base 2055 to 2927 and encodes 290 amino acids.